AUGAACAGUGCGAAUCAUGAUUCGAUUAUUAUCCGAACGGUGACACAAAAGUUUCGGGAGGGCGAGUCCGUGCUGGCUAUACUGGCGGCGUACCAAAUCGUCGGCAAUAACUUCCAAAACCGGCUGCUCGUAACAGUCAGUUCCAGCGAAACGGCGGCCUUGUUUUCAUUUUCAGUUUCGCGCGAACCCCCUGAAAGCAUAUCCGAUCUGACGAUAGUGGCGGUUUUCCCUAUAAAUGAAUCAUUUAUCGUCAAUACAGAUUCCGGUUCCGGUUCCGUGUCCAGUCAUCAGUUUACCGUGUUCUCGGAUAGCCAGCCGACCACCUACUACUACCACGCAACCGAUGAAAUCAACGCAGCGAAGGAACAUUUGUUGACCAGUCUCAAAAAUCUGAAAGCUUCAUACCAUGCCGUUCCGGUACAUUCGCCGACGGCAUACGAUUGGUUACUUUACUACAGGCCAGCGGAUGAACGGGCCGGGCUGUUGGCGAUCGAUCGCAGUGUAGCAGACGGUAGCCAGGCGCCAAAAACACGCGAUGCAAAGUUCCGUGAGGAGCUGGAACGACGACGGCAUGAGUACACCGUGUAUGAAUCGUAUCACGUGUAUACCGCCACCUGGAACGUUAACGGACAAACGUACGAAGCGAUCGAUCUGCCAGAAUGGCUCGCUACGGCCGACAGUCCACCAGAUAUAUAUGCGGUUGGCUUCCAAGAGAUCGAAUGGACGACCGAAAAAAUUCUGAGAAAUGAAACAAAAAUUGAUCGAACAUGGGUCGAUAAGGUUAUGAGUGGUCUGCAUAAGGGAGCCGUAUAUACCGAGCUUGCAUCGGUACGGUUGGUGGGCAUGAUGCUAACCGUGGCUGUUAAAAAUACAAUCUAUCCCAAGAUAACCGAUUGCCUCACGUCUGCCGUCGGUACUGGCACGCUGAAUUGGGGCAAUAAAGGUGGCGUUGGCGUGAGCUUUAAAUUGAACGAAGCCCUUUUUUGCUUCGUUAAUACGCACCUGGCCGCGCACACGCAGGAAGUGGAGCGAAGGAAUGACGAUCAUGACGACAUUAUACGGCGUAUGUCAUUCGACAAUGGAUUUCGAAUGCGUUCGAUCGACGAACAUCAUCACAUAUUUUGGAUCGGUGAUUUAAACUACCGUCUAGAUGGCCCGGAAGUGUCUCAGGAGUAUGUCAACCGUAAGGAUCGUGACUACAACCAGCUUUACCAGCACGAUCAACUGUACGUGGAAAAGCGUCGGAACCGCAUCUUCCGCAAGUACAAGGAGGGUAAAAUUCUAUUUCCACCAACGUACAAAUACAACCCCGGUACGGAUGAGUGGGACAGUAGCGAAAAAAGUCGUACGCCUGCCUGGUGCGAUCGUAUACUGUGGAAGGGGCAACGAAUAGAGUUGCUCCGGUACCAUAGCGUGAUGCAGUUGCGAAGAAGUGACCACAAGCCGGUAUAUGCAGAUUUUAAGGUCGAGGCUCAAGCAAAGGAUCAUGCGAAGCUGAAAAAAAUAAGCGAAGAGGUGCUGAAAACUGUCGACAAAUAUGAAAAUGACAAUCAACCGCAGAUUACGGUGGAACAGACGGAUCUCGAUUUUGGUUUAAUCCGAUUCAACGAAAAGUUCUCGUGCGAGCUGCUGGUUGCGAACAAUUGUCACCUGCCCGUACGUUUCCGGUUCGCCUGCAAGGACGAUCGAAACAGUCAGGUGUGCGAAGAUUUCAUCCGCAUUAGCCACAGCAACGGUGAACUGUUGACCGGAAACAGCUUAAGCAUUCGCAUCGACAUACUGGUCGAUGCACCGGCUGCAUCGCGCAUGCUGCGCAAGCUUAAGGACGCCCAGGCCGGUUCAAAGAUACCGCUCGACAUACUGGUGCUCCACGUGGAGAAUGGACGGGACAUAUUUAUCACCAUAUUUGGCGAGUACAAACCGAGCUGCUUCGGUGUGUCAAUCGAUACCCUGAUGAAGCUGAACAAACCCGUAUCGAUGUACGCAAUUCACGAGCUGGUAUCGUUGGAUCACGAGGAAAAGCUGAUCGAUCUGGUUGGGGAUGAUGUCGGGGGUAGUAAUCUUCGCUUUCCGCGCGAAAUCUGGCGCUUGGUGGAUAAUCUGCGCAAAAUGGGGAUGCAAACACCACAGCUAUUCACGCUGGACCGAAAGUUGGGCCAGUCGGAUGCAGCUAACCUGCUCGAAAUACGCGACUGGUUGGACCGUUGGUCAACGGAUGAAUUUCCCGGGACACCGCACGCGACAGCGGAAGCGCUUUUAAUGAUGCUGGAAGCCCUGCCGGAACCGGUAGUCACCAUCAGUGAACGGGAGUGUAUCAUUGCGGCCGACAACUUUGAGCGCUGCAAAGAGUUACUGCGAUCGAAACUGAAGUCGGUAAACCGAAUUCUUUUUCUGUACAUUUGUCUUUUUUUACAGGAUCUAUGGAACGUUAAUAAAUCACUCCGGAUCGAAAUGAUCGCUGGCUUAUUUGGUCGAAUAAUGAUUCGCAGUCAGUUGCCACCAAAGCCGGAGUUUAGCAACAGUAUUUAUGCCUAUUCCGAAGAUGAACGAGAUCAGCGAAGACGGUUUAUGAUGACGCUACUUAAAAACAAUAUGCGAGAUUUUGCCCGCCAGGAAAUGAGCACCUACUAG
Molecule: messenger RNA, 2631 nt
Organism: Anopheles marshallii
Lineage: Eukaryota; Metazoa; Arthropoda; Insecta; Diptera; Culicidae
Gene: Ocrl
Product: inositol polyphosphate 5-phosphatase OCRL
Exons: 9
Coding region: 1-2631 (876 amino acids)
Biological process (GO): signal transduction; phosphatidylinositol dephosphorylation
Cellular component (GO): membrane
Molecular function (GO): phosphatidylinositol-4,5-bisphosphate 5-phosphatase activity
Source: RefSeq, a predicted model, not a curated record